Molecule: messenger RNA, 870 nt
Organism: Amoebophrya sp. A25
Lineage: Eukaryota; Dinophyceae; Syndiniales; Amoebophryaceae
Source: the annotation of a GenBank genome assembly
AUGACCCACGGCGCUGAUAGAAGUGUUGUAGCGAGUAGAGCAGAUAAAACGAGUCUCGUUCAUCUCGCUGGUGAUGAUCCACCUGCUUCCGGACAAGAAGUUGCAGAAGAAGUAGAUGGACACCAAAAGAGCAAUCAAGACGCGACUACAAUAGUGCAGGGUGAUGCAACCAGUGCAGUGAAGAAAGAACACACGUCUGGCAACAAGUGUAACAAGACUAGUAAGGCUACCAAGCACAAAAAGCAGGACAACUCUGGGGCGUCUGGUAGUACUAAUGUGGAGGAGAUUAAAGUCAAGGACUGCACCAAGGAUGUUGUGGAUGUCUCUGUUACGAUAGAGAUUGGAAAACGAAAACUUCGACAUUAAAUUUAAAUUUUCUCAAGUUCUCGUCUAAGGUCUGACAAUAUGUUAUUAGAUAAAUACCCCACCAGUUCCGCUUCUGUCAGACUAACACUAGCUCCCCCGCUGACGGGAUAGCACUUGCCGGCGACAUCGAUCCGGUGAAAAAAAGUAGAUUGUUUUGCAUGAUCAGCCAGGACGUACCUGGCAUCACUCACCCGUUGAAACGGCCUUCACCUCACUGACGACGCCGCUAUCUAACCUAUCUUUUGUUUCGUUUAAGGUCCUCUGAUAAUGUGUUAGGUAAAUUAAUACUUAAAUUUCUCGUGUAAUAUGGAUGCCAGUGUCCACCGUAUGAACCAUGCAUAUACUUCCCUCUAAAGCCGACGUGUCCAAGGAAGAAGGACCAAUGUAUUGUCAGUACAUGGAGACCUUGGACCUGUCAAAGAAGAGCGUUGAUGCAGAAGGCAUGAAAGCCUUAUGCUCCUUUCUGGUGGACAACGGAAUCUCUAUCGGCGUGCUGAAUCUUCA